Carcharodon carcharias (great white shark) is the source of this 3679-nucleotide messenger RNA. RefSeq lists its product as uncharacterized. Gene Ontology annotation, cellular component: external side of plasma membrane. The coding region runs from base 946 to 2583 and encodes 545 amino acids. The transcript has 12 exons. Gene Ontology annotation, molecular function: cytokine binding; tumor necrosis factor receptor activity. NCBI's taxonomy places the organism in Eukaryota, Metazoa, Chordata, Chondrichthyes, Lamniformes, Lamnidae. Gene Ontology annotation, biological process: positive regulation of bone resorption; response to interleukin-1; lymph node development. The record is from RefSeq and is a predicted model, not a curated record.
UCCUCAAACUCUCAGUUAAGUUCUUCCAAAGCUGUGAGGUAACACACUCAACACAACGUGUGUGUCUACCCGGGGAGCGCAUCAGCACAAGGACGUUAAAGACAGUCGGUCCCCUUUGCUCUGUGAAGUACUGGCUAAGGGAGGAGGGGUGGGGAUUCUGCUAAAUUGCACCCUGCGCUUUGGUCGCCCUCAAUGGAGCCCAGUUUGUCAGCGUCUCGCAUUCUUCAGAAGUGGACUGGGAUUCUCGUCUGUGUCUCUGCUUUCGCCGCACAUAGGAUUUGGAAUAGGAGGCAGCCACACUCCCAGGAGACAGAUUCAACUGCUUAGGCUAUAGGUCUUCACAGAAUGCUGGCUGAAGGAAUUGUUCAUUCACGGUUAAUUUCAAACCAAGAAAAUCAGCAGUUUCAUCCAAGCUGGUGCUUAACUUCGAAUUGAAAUGGAUUUAGAAACUACCUUUUGGAGGAUUAAAUGAAAAUGUUGCAGCAACUGUGGCUCAGCAAAUCCACAACCUUUGAAUUCAGGCUGUGCUGAUCAUUAUGAUAAAGUGAAGAAUUGCUGCAAUGAGUGUCAAGCAGUGAAAAGGCAACUUCCAUCAGUGUCUCCAGCAACAUUCGCAACAUAACUGCCACACAAGUGCCAGGCAAUGACCAUCUCCAACAAGAGUGAAUCUAACCAUCGCCCCUUGACAUUCAAUGGCAUUGCCAACGCUGAAUCCCCCAUUGCCAACAUCUUGGGGUGUUACUAUUAACGAGAAACUGAACUGGACUAGCCAUAUAAGUACUGUGGCUACAAGAGCAGGCCAGAGGCUCGGGAUCCUGUGGCUUCUAUCUCUCUGCUCCCUGUAACAAAGACAGACCCGUCAACUGCAAACCUUGUGGGGAAGGAGAGUUUCUGGAGCACAGUAAUUCUCAAACAGAAUGUUUGAAACAGAUCGAGUGUGAUGAAAUGAAAGGAUUUGAAAUACUGCAUAGAGGAGAUGCAGUGACUGCUACACAGUGUGUAUGUAGAGCCAAUUACCACUGUUCACAAGAUUGUGAAUAUUGCCUCAGGGAUAAUCCAUGUCUCCCAGGUUUCGAAGUGAAGGAGAAAGCAAACAGGUUAUCUGAUACUAAAUGUAGGCCCUGUCCACCAACGUACUUUUCAAAUGAGACCUCACUUACAGCGAAGUGUAAACUGAGGACCAAUUGCACCAUCCUUGGAAUGAAGGAGAGAGUUCCUGGUAAUAUGACCUCUGAUGCCGUGUGCAUCAGUGUUGAUGCAUCACUUUCACCCAUUUCAGAUGGUUCAAUACUGGCAAUCACUGUGGGCCUUGCAUGUGGAUGUGGAGUAAUCAUAUUGUUUAUCUGUGCCUUAAUAUUCCACAGAAAGACUCUGACAGCUCUUACAGAUUGUGUUCGACAGAGAAUUGCUGAUGCCUGGUGCAGCGUUCGGAGUCAAAAGAGAAAUGAGGGAAAUCCACCUGCUGAUCAAGCGAUUGGUAAGUUGCCAAGUGAUAAUCAUGACUGGGAUCGAGAGAGUGAGUUGUUUAUACCACCCAAGUAUCCGGAGAAGGCAAUUGAUCAGGCCAGUGGCUCCAUAUUCUACACAUUUGCAGAGCAUCCCGAUUGUAGCUACGCUUUGAAGCCUUUCUGUGAAGUUGAGCCCCUGCAUAGUGCCGCACAUUCCCCAAGGAUCCCAAGAGAGAAUCCAGAAAGUAAAUACUCCAUUGGAAAUGGAGGAGAAGUCUCCAGUGCAAAGCAUUUAGAAGACCUAAGGGCAGGAAAUUCAAUGAAUCCCCUGUUGCCUGCAGCGUAUAAGGUGGAAGAGUCAAUUCACCAUAAUUCAUCCAAGCAAGAAAGGAACAAUAUCAAAAGUGUCCAAACACAAACAUGUUGUAGUACUCCGAUCUCAGGCAGAACAGCUCCAUUGCCUUACAGACAGUCAAACAAAGGUCAUACUCUAAAGUAUGAUGGUCAUACAAGUCAUCAAAGUAACUGUCGCAGCAACUGUCAGAGGUCUGACAAUACCGAUAGAGACAGUCCGAACAACACAGACUCUGAUCACUCAAAUCCAGGUGAUGAAAACAGUCACAAGUCAGGAAAUUCAACACCAUCUGCUUUUUCCUGCGGCACGAAUAUGACAAGUGGCCAACCGGUGCUGAGUGUCGGUGGUGGUUCGGUCGUUUUCAAUGUAAUCGUCAAAGUGAAUCACACGACAGAGCAGGACAGCAGGGGAGAGGUGAAUGACAGAGCCGGCUUUCCUGGAAGGAAAGGAACACCCAGAGAAAAUGAUAGAUUCCCCUUGAGGGAGGAGAAACCAGGCGCCGAGUGUGACUUUGAGACUGAUGCAGGAUUCCCUGUGCAAGAACAACAUUUUAAGGAAACUGUGUGCGUCCCUGUCCAAGAGGAACAAAGCAGACUUCACCUCCACAAAGUGAACCUUCCGAUCCAGGAACAAAACAGCAGCAAAAGCUUGGAAGAAAGUCUGAGCUUGUCAAGUAAAACAGUCAGGCAAGAGAGUCAGGAGCAUCCCAAAGGAAGUACACUCAUUCCUGUGCAAGAAGAUGGAAAACCUGAACAUUUUCCCAGCAAAGAAGAGAAUUAAUGAGUAGAACUCUUCAUAUCAAAAUGUCUUACUGAAAUUCUGAACUAUAUAUGACUUUUGCAUAGACAUAACUGGAGAUUAUACACUAACAUCCGGGGAGAGGUGCUAUUGGCUUAUUGAGGAAGUUAAGGAAAUUAUGUUAGUUUUUUUGUAUGUUUAUCAAAAUGAUACUUUUUUUCUGGUAUCUAAAUGGCCAAAUGAAAUUACUUUUCAGCCUCAUUUGUGGCAAGGUCAACAACAGAGAGUUUUGUUCACAAUACAGAAUGAUUGUAGGACAUUAAAAGAUUGCAGGCCACAUUUCACCAACAACUUGCAUUUAUAUCGCACCUUUAACAUUGUAAAACAUUCCGAGGUGCUUCACAGGGGCACUACCAAACAGAAGGAGGUAGUAGGACAGAUGGCCUAGUAGGCUUUACGGAGCAUCUUAAAUGAGGAGAGAGAGGUAGAGAGGAUGAGAGUUUUAGGGAGAGAAUUCCAGAGUUUAGGGCAUAGGAAACUGAUGUCACAGCUCUGAACGGUGAACCAAUUCAAAUUGGGGAUGCUCAAUUUUUAUAGGUACUUUUCUUUAUACCCAAUUUUCAUGACCAAAAUAGGAAUGUACUUCUGUGAAAGUUGUAGCUCAUACCAAAAAAACGCAUUGAUGCAUGUGCAUUUGGAAAAGAUGUGGAUAAUUCAAUCAUUAACAUUUCCCUUAAGGAGCAACGGGAAUUUAGGCCUUUCUGCUUAGUGGCGUGAGACUUAACAGUUUGAGAGUCUUCCACCAUGGUUUUAAAACAAAAGGCUAGAGUGAUGAAAAGUGGUUGUACAGAAUGGACUGAGCUAUGGGUCCAUCUGCUGGUAAUGAUUAUACUAACUGUGCUUCAAGAAAAAAAUUGAAUUAAAAUGCCCCUUAUAUACAACAAUUUGGGAUGGAUAAUAAAAUUGAAUAUAAUUGAACUAGAGAGAUUUGACAAUGUAUUGCUGUAAAACAAUGGGGACAAAGCAUACAUGUUCAAUCACCAAGGAUUUGCAUCUAUCUAUUUUAUAUUAAAAAUAUGUUGUUAGAUCUGUUUUAUGUUUAUCUGUUUAAAUACAAGAUUCACUUAUUUAAAAAAUA